This is a messenger RNA of Octopus bimaculoides (California two-spot octopus), 2029 nucleotides long. RefSeq names its product glucose-6-phosphate 1-dehydrogenase. The record is from RefSeq and is a predicted model, not a curated record. Lineage: Eukaryota; Metazoa; Mollusca; Cephalopoda; Octopoda; Octopodidae. Gene Ontology annotation, biological process: pentose-phosphate shunt, oxidative branch; glucose metabolic process. Gene Ontology annotation, molecular function: glucose-6-phosphate dehydrogenase activity; NADP binding. Gene Ontology annotation, cellular component: cytosol.
CUCCCACCUCUCUUUAUAAUCCUCCUAUAUAAAAACAUUCUCCUUCAUUUCAACACAAUUUUCUCACAUCUGCCUCAACCAUAAUUCUCUUCUCCACUUUAUUUUAUUUCUCUUAUUAACACACGCACUCAACUAUUUAUCUAUAUAUCUAUAUAUACACACACCAAUAUAUAUAAAUCGUUAGGGUAUACAGUGAACUUCACUACCGUAUCCUGCUGUCCCACAUACAACAAUAAUAAACUUUUAAUAACAUCUUGUUUUUUCUUCAGUGCCCGUUUCUAAAACAUGCAAAAUCAGGAUGGGGAACCGGGCAUACCCCAUGUCUCUGCUACCGAAUGUUAUGAACAAUUUCUUGGAGCCGUGCAGGCUUGCACCGAUUCCAGCCACGCUCAUGCCUUCAUCAUCCUUGGCGCCUCUGGAGAUUUAGCCAGAAAGAAGAUAUAUCCGACACUAUGGUGUCUCUUCAGAGACAAGUUACUUCCACCUGAAACCUAUUUUAUUGGAUUUGCUCGAAGUAAACUGGAAAUGUCAGAUAUCUUCAAGAAGGUACAGCCAUUUAUGAAGGUGAAAAGUGGUGAGAUGGAACUGUUGCAGAGUUUCUUCAAGAUCAAUGAGUACAUAUCAGGAAACUACGACAGCCAAGAAGACUUUGAAAAACUAAACGAAUUAUUAGAAUCGAAGGGAAAAUGCAACCGCAUCUUCUACCUUGCACUUCCUCCGAACAUUUUUGAACCUGCCACUGCACAAAUCAAAGGUGUUUGCAUGGCUGAUGAGUCCAGAUUUACAAGGAUUAUCAUUGAAAAACCAUUCGGCCGAGAUUUAGAUUCCUACACUGCCCUCAGCCAACACAUUUCUGCAAUGUUUCCAGAAGAACAGAUCUACAGAAUUGACCAUUAUUUGGGCAAGGAAAUGGUACAGAAUCUCAUGAUCUUCAGAUUUGGCAAUUUAAUCUUUAAUCCGAUCUGGAACAACAGUCACGUUUCCAGUGUGGUGAUCAGCUUCAAAGAACCAAUAGGAACACAAGGCAGGGGCGGAUAUUUUGACCAGUCAGGAAUUAUCAGAGAUGUGAUGCAGAACCAUUUACUUCAAUUACUGUCAAUCGUUGCCAUGGAACAACCAUCCAGUACCAGCGCUGAAGACAUCAGAAAUGAGAAGGUGAAGGUAUUACAAUGUAUUGAACCUCCCGAGAUGAAGAAUGUUGUUCUUGGUCAGUAUGUUGGUGACCCUGAUGCCGAAGGGGACAGUGCUAAGGGUUACCUUGAUGACCCCACUGUGCCUGAUGAUUCUCUGACUCCAACUUUUGCUGCUGCCGUAUUAUUUGUCAACAAUGAACGUUGGAAAGGAGUCCCUUUUAUUUUAAGAUGUGGUAAAGCCCUCAAUGAACGUAAAGCUGAGAUUCGCAUCCAGUUCCAGGAUGUUCCGUCUGACAUCUUUAAACGUGGCUGCAUCAAGCGGAACGAACUGGUUUUCCGUGUCCAGCCAAAGGAGGCCAUCUACAUGAAGGUGAUGACCAAGCUACCUGGAAUGUCCUUCAACUGUGAGGAAAGUGAACUUGACCUGACCUUUGAGAAUCGAUUUAUGAAUGCCAAGUUCCCCGAUGCCUACGAACGUCUCCUCAUCGACGUCUUUGCUGGUUCCCAAAUGAACUUUGUCCGUUCUGAUGAAUUAUAUGAAGCUUGGCGUAUUUUCACACCUUUUCUGGAUGAGAUUGACUCCUCGAAAGUGAAACCAAUUCCAUAUAAGUUUGGCAGUCGUGGUCCACCAGAGUAUGACACCUUGACCAAAUCUUUCAACUUUGUCUAUUCUGGAACCUAUCGAUGGAAAGACGCAUCCAAAAUAUAAAAAAAAAAUCAUUCUGUCAGGUCUUGUAUUUCUUGUCAACACAAAAAUGAAAAACAUUGACACAAUUUUUUCUAUUCCCAUCCCACUUUUUUUUUUUUUUUGCAAAAAAUAUUAUUUAACAGUAAUUUAUAUAAGUCUCUGGAUAUAACUUGUUUAAAUAAAAAUUAUUUACAUGUUUGAAUAUUUA